Messenger RNA from Ruditapes philippinarum (Manila clam), 1516 nucleotides. Its product is annotated as GDP-fucose transporter 1-like. Gene Ontology annotation, cellular component: Golgi apparatus. Gene Ontology annotation, molecular function: antiporter activity. The coding region runs from base 127 to 1239 and encodes 370 amino acids. Gene Ontology annotation, biological process: GDP-fucose import into Golgi lumen; protein O-linked glycosylation via fucose. The record is from RefSeq and is a predicted model, not a curated record. The transcript is spliced from 2 exons. NCBI's taxonomy places the organism in Eukaryota, Metazoa, Mollusca, Bivalvia, Venerida, Veneridae.
GUAGCCGAAUCAAAUACGCCCAAGCACUUGUUUGAUCAUGAUCACACGGGUUGAGAACCAUGACGAACAUCAAUAAAAUUUAUUCGGUAUUCAUGUUAAAAUGACAUGUUUGUGUACCUUUGACGAAUGAUAGAGAGACAGAGAAGAGAUAGAAAAAGAGGUCAAACUGAGCAAGUGGUGGAGUUGAGGUCAGAGGUCAAAAUGACGGAGGAGAGUUCAGUAAAACGGCCAUAUGGCCUGAUAGCAGGUGUGAUACUAAUGUACUGGUCAGUGUCUAUUUCAAUGGUAUUCCUUAACAAAACCAUUCUGAGUGGAGCAUUCGGUGAAGAGGAAUUGACGAUCUUCUCCGCCUGGUUUCAGAGCAUGGUCGCAGUUGGAUUCAUUCUGUGCAUUAGAUUUGGCUUUGCUAAGUGUGGAGUGCAAGCCAAAGUGCCGAAAGUGGAUCCGAAUCAGUUAUAUUCUAGGACAAUGCUGAUGUUGUCAAUGAGUUCAGUAUGUGGAUUAACAUUCAAUAAUUUAAUGUUGAAGCAUAUUGGAGUUGCAUUUUACCAGGUAGCUAGAUCGUUCACUAUUAUCUUUACUAUAGGAUUAUCUGCACUAGUUCUUGGACGUGGGUUGACAUUAAGAGCUGUGAUAUCUUGUUUUCUCGUGGUAUGCGGGUUCUUCAUAGGAAUUGACCAGGAGGACGUUUCGGGCACGUUGAGUGUUUUUGGCGUCAUUUAUGGAAUAUUGGCAAGUUUGUCGGCUGCUGUUUCGGGAAUUCUUUUCAAGAAAGCGGAGACAUUGCUGGAUGGCGAUUCACUCAAAUUAGCAUAUUACAAUAACCUUAAUUGUAUGGUCAUAUUUCUGCCUUUGUGUCUAGGCUCGGGGCAAUUUUAUUCAGUGCUUAAUUCAGAUUUAAUCUAUCAGCCAAAGUUCUGGUUUAUAUUAAUAGUAACUGGUUGCCUGAGUUUGGCAAUAGGAUGGGUUAGUGCACUACAGAUCAAAUAUACGUCACCAAUAGCCCAUCAUCUAAGUAUAAACGCUAAGUCAGUGAUGCAAACUGUUCUGGCAGUACUGUUUUACCAUGAAUCAAAGACUUUGUAUUGGUGGUUAGGAAAUUUUUUCGUAGUAGCUGGUGUAUUAAUGUAUACAUUAACAAAAAUCUUUCAAGAUGCUAGAAAACUACAGGGAAUGCUGGGAAGUAUGGAAUUACCCGUGAAAACUCCUAAACCAGAUAGUAAUGGUCAUAUAAAAUGAUGCAAAUCGUUUGAUACUAUAUUUUAAGAUUUAUUCUAGUGUUAAGCCUACAUGUAACCAGUGUGCAAGUAUACGGUAAAGAUUUGUUUAUGGUACCAUACUAAGUGGAAUAAUGAUUCAUCAUGUUAUUUUACUCUUACAGCAAGAACUAAUACUCACACAGAUGCAAAUGUUAUUGUAUUUUUUUAAAAUUUUAUUAUAGAUUCUUCGUAUAGUAAAUCUUUAAUUAUUUCAAGGUUUUUAGCUUUAAUGUUCUUUUACUAUUGAGAAGUUUUCU